AGUCUGGAGAGCACUUCCAUCCUGCCUAACCAUGAAGUCUGCUGGUCUGGUCUUCCUCCUCGUGGGGCUCCUCGCUCUCUCUGCCAUAGUGCCCUCUGUCUCUGCCAAAGAUAAGCCUGGAAGGUGCCCUCCCUCUCCUGCAGUGAUUAAACCGCCUUGCCAAAAACUCUGUAAAGGUGAUAAUACUUGCCCUGGUGCCAAGAAGUGCUGUAACAUGAUGUGCUCAAUGGUCUGCGUGGAUCCAGACUUUUCAGUGUGAUGCAGAGUCUGAAAUCCCCACAGUCGUGGUUUCUGAGAUGAGACCCAGGAUCCAGCGUGGAAAGGCUGUGAUGGGCCCAGCUCCUUCCCUCUCUGCAAUAAAAUGAUCUGUGAAUCUGCA
Molecule: messenger RNA, 379 nt
Organism: Rhineura floridana
Lineage: Eukaryota; Metazoa; Chordata; Lepidosauria; Squamata; Rhineuridae
Product: omwaprin-a-like
Exons: 3
Coding region: 32-259 (75 amino acids)
Biological process (GO): antibacterial humoral response; innate immune response
Cellular component (GO): extracellular region
Molecular function (GO): peptidase inhibitor activity
Source: RefSeq, a predicted model, not a curated record